GAUAAGUGACACCUCAGCAACCAGUGGGGGGAAGAAGGAAAAGCCUGUAGACAACCGCAACAAAAGACUUGUACUUUAGCUUUAGGAGUUGUACAAAUGUGGAAAGCAACUAACUUUGAGUGCAAACCAACUUUUUUACAUCAUUAUAACUUAUAAGCACACACAGAAAAAACCCUCAACACUUUUUGAGUUUCACAUUCAGACAAUGGCUUCAAAGGCUUGCUGUACCUUAUUCUUGAUCAUCAUCUUUCCGGUGCUAGCAAACUCCGUCGAUUUCAAUUUUCCCGCCGUUUUCAAUUUCGGCGACUCGAAUUCCGACACGGGAGACCUAGUUGUAUCGGGCCUCGGUGAACCCCUCGACCCGCCUAACGGGCUGACCUACUUCAAGAAACCUUCCGGGAGAUUCUGCGAUGGCCGCCUAAUCAUCGAUUUUCUAAUGGAUGCAAUGGAUUUGCCUUUUCUGAAUGCAUAUUUGGAUUCAGUAGCUGCACCGAUCUUCAAGAAAGGCUGUAAUUUUGCAGCAGCGGGUUCGACUGUACUACCGGCUACUGCUUCAUCUGUUAGCCCGUUUUCAUUUGGGAUUCAAGUUGCACAAUUUCUCAGAUUCAAGGCAAAAGUUCAAGAUAUCCAGGCUAAAUCAAGGAAAUUCGACAACUACAUACCAGCUCAAGAUUAUUUCCAAAAGGGUCUCUACAUGUUCGACAUCGGCCAGAAUGACCUAGCCGGUGCCUUCUAUUCCAAGACGUUCGAUCAAAUUCUCGCUUCGAUCCCAACAAUUCUACUACAAUUCGAAGAUGGUAUUGGGAAAUUAUACGAUCAAGGGGCGAGAAAUUUUUGGAUUCACAACACGGGCCCACUCGGUUGCUUACCUCAAAACUUAGCGAAAUUCGGAAGUGAUGCAUCGAAGCUAGACGAGUUUGGAUGUGUGGGCCUACACAACCAAGCUUCGAGACUACUUAAUCUGCAACUUCAUGCACUCUGUAAAAAAUUGCAAGGACAAUAUGCAGAUGCUAAUGUCACUUACGUUGACAUUUUCACAAUCAAGUCCAAUCUCUUAGCAAACUAUUCUCGAUACGGAUUUGAGCAGCCAUUGAUGGCCUGCUGUGGUUAUGGAGGUCCACCGUUGAAUUACGACAGUCGGAUUUCGUGUGGUCAAACUAAGGUUGUGAACGGAAGUACGGUCACGGUCAAAGGUUGCGACGACAGCACAGAAUACGUGAACUGGGAUGGGAUUCACUACACCGAAGCUGCAAAUCAGUACGUUGCGUCGCAGAUUCUCACGGGAAAAUACUCCGAUCCGCCGUUUGCAGACAAGAUGCCCUUUCUUCUAAAACUAAAAUUCUAAAGACACUUAUCAUUCUUUUGAAUCUCUAAUAUUUGUUUAUAUAUAAUUAAUUAAUCAUACAAUAUUUUCCAUAUGAA
Molecule: messenger RNA, 1422 nt
Organism: Erythranthe guttata (spotted monkey flower)
Lineage: Eukaryota; Viridiplantae; Streptophyta; Magnoliopsida; Lamiales; Phrymaceae
Product: GDSL-like Lipase/Acylhydrolase superfamily protein
Molecular function (GO): hydrolase activity, acting on ester bonds
Source: RefSeq, a predicted model, not a curated record